Molecule: messenger RNA, 124 nt
Organism: Cetraspora pellucida
Lineage: Eukaryota; Fungi; Glomeromycota; Glomeromycetes; Diversisporales; Gigasporaceae
Source: the annotation of a GenBank genome assembly
AAAUCUAAAGACAGUGAUAUAGUUUCUAAAAGGUUAAAUAAUUUACUGAAUGAGUUUAAGAAUAUUUCAAAAUUAUUAGGUGUUCCAGAAAUAAUAAUAGCAGUAAAAGCAAUAAAUAGUUUGA